AUGGAAUCCUAUCGUGACGUCAUUGUCAGUCGUUAUUUAGUGUUGCGGUUGACCGACCUGUUAUUAGACCUGCCCCUCGCGCACACAUGACAGGACCAGACACUAUAAACACCAUUUGAAUAGGAUAUAAAGAACUUAUUAGGAUUGAACAUGGAGUCAGUGAAUCCAGACGAGUUCACAGUGGAGGCAGUAGAGCGGGCUCUUCAGCAGCUCUACUAUGACCCUGAUAUGGCCAAGAAGAAUGUGGCACAGAAGUGGCUCACACAGGCCCAGGCAUCACCACAAGCAUGGCACUUCUGCUGGGCUUUACUCCACCCAGGCAAGCUUCCUGAGAUGCAAUUCUUUGGAGCUAGCACACUACAUGCUAAAAUCUCCCGUCACUGGUCUGAUCUCCCCACUGGUCAGUUAGACUCCCUACGCUCACAGCUCAUCGCCCAGGUCGGCCAGUUUGCCUCAGGGCCCAAGAUGGUGCUCACCAGACUCUGUGUUGCUCUGGCCUCCUUGGUCCUUCAUAUUUUACUAGAAAUGUGGCCAACUGCAAUCCCAGAUCUUCUAUGUGCCUUCCAAACAGGAGAGGGUGUGUCCAAGGCUGAUGGUCAGUCCCGAUGCCUGGCACUUCUAGAACUCCUUGCCGUUCUGCCCGAGGAGCUUCAGAUCAGCAGGAUCCCAGCAUCCCAGCGUUCCCAGCUGAGGACCGCUCUGGCUGUGGAGUGGAACUCUGUCGGCCCACUACUCCAGCAGUUACUGCAAAGCGCAGAUGCACCCAGUCAGGUCAGAGAGCGUGUGCUGAGGUGUGUGUCCUCCUGGCUCACAUUGGAUAUUGCUUUGAAAGACAGUGAGGGGUUGUUGCAGGGUUGCUUUUCCCUGCUUAAGGAGUCUGAGCUCUUUGACACAGCUGUGGAGACCAUUGUCAGCAUCAUAUCACAACCUGAUUGUCAGAGGUUUACAGACAGUCUGAUGAAGAUGGUUCCUCAAGUUCUGAGUCUUCAGGAGCAACUGAAGAAGGCCAUGCAGGAUGGAGACAUGGAGACGUCUCAUGGAAUCUGUCGCAUUUCUGUAGCUCUGGGAGAAACUCACUGCAGGACUCUUCUGGAGCAGGUUGAUCAUUGGCAGGGAUUUCAGGCUUUGGUGAACAUGAUUCUGUCCUGCACUGGGAUACCUGGACACUAUCCUGUGGAUGAGACAUCCAGCUCACUUACACUCACAUUCUGGUACACACUACAAGAUGACAUUACAUCAUUGGAUGGUGAGCGGCAGACACUCUAUCUACAGAUCUACAGACCUGUGUACUUCCAGCUGGUGGAUGUUCUGCUGCAGAAGGCCUGUUUUCCUAGUGAUGAGAACUACACCACAUGGUCUGCAGAUGACAAAGAGCAGUUCAAAACCUACAGGGUUGACAUCUCAGAUACUCUGAUGUAUGUGUAUGAGCUGCUGGGCCCGGAGCUCCUCAGAAACCUUUAUGAUAAACUAGGCGUUCUACUGACAGAUACAGAACACACGUCCUCAUGGCAAGAUAUAGAGGCUCUGCUGUUUGGCUUUCAGUCCAUUGCUGAGACAGUAGAUGUCAGUUACUCAGAUGUCAUUCCAGGACUGAUUGGUCUGAUUCCUCUGAUCACAGCCAACAGUAUUCAGCUGGCUGAGACCAUCAUGUUCACCAUAGGCUCUUUGGCUGAGUGGUUGGCGGAUCAUUCUCUCAUGUUGGCGAGUGUCCUUCCCGUAGUCUUACAAGCUAUGUCCAACACGGAUCUGUCAGUGUCUUGUGUCUCAGCUCUAAAAAGAAUCUGCCGAGAGUGUCGACAUGACCUCCACCCUCACGCCAAUGACAUCUUGGCCGUCUCACAGGGGGUGCUUGUGAAAGACAUCCAUAAAAGCACUCAGUGCAUGUGGCUGAUGCAAGCGCUGGGUUUCCUGCUGUCAGCUUUGCCCAGUGAAGAGAUUCUGGGGAAGCUGCUGUCUCUGGUCACCCCACACAUCCAGCAGCUGGAGAAAUUGGCUAAUGAGCCGCCCAGCUCGGCAAAUAAGCUUCAUAUUGUCCACAUCCUUGGCCUGCUGUCCAAUCUCUUCUCCACUUUUGACCUAAAUAAACAAAGUGAAAGAUUGGAAGUCCUGAGACAUGGCCUAACACAGCCACAAAACAACCCGGUGGUGGCUGUCCUACAGCAAGCCUUCCCUCUGAUCCAGACUAUUCUCAACAAGUGGCUGAAUGAAGCAGAAGUUGUAGAGGCAGUGUGUGCUCUAUUUGAGAAAUCACUGAAGACCCUUAUCCAUGACUUUGCGCCCCUGGUCACACAACUCUGUGAGCUCAUUGGUCAGAUGUUCAGCGCUUACCCACAGGCCUCUGCUUUAGACCUCACACGACAGUUAGUUCACAUAUUUGGCUGUGAGAAAGAUCUUUUUUCACCAAUAGCUGCCCUGUUGAAAUUGAUUACCAACAUCACCAUGUCAAUAUUUCAGCUUGGCUGCAGGGAUCAUCCAGAUGUGGUGGAGUCAUUUAUGCAGCUUCAUGCUCAGGUUUUGCGUAGAAAGCGUGACCUUUAUAUUUCAGACAGUCUUGAUAUCAAAGCUGUUUUCUACUGUGGUGAGAAUUACAAUAGCACACAUCUGAAUAACACAUUUUCACUGAAUAACACCUUUUCACUUAAUCACUCUGUCCUUGCAGGAAUAUUGUCAUUCAAAUUCCCUGAGACUCCGACACUUAAGGCGACCUGCCUGCUAUUUACGGAGUUGAUCUCUCAUUGUGAAGAUAUUCCUGCUGUAAGGGAAGUGCUACAGGAGGACGGAAAGUUGCUCCUUCAAACCCUACUGGAGGCAAUCGGGGGUCAGUCUCCAUGCAGUCUGGCUGAGGAUUUUGCAGAGGUCUUGUUCUCAGUGAGUCGUCACUGUCCCAACGUGCUGACUCUGUGGCUCAGAGAGGUACUGCUGCCCCCCGGCUUCCCCAGCUCACAUCUCACCACAGAGAACAAAGAACACUUCUGCCAACAGAUCCUCAGGGAGCAAGUGAGCAAGCGACAAAUGAAGGACAUUGUGAAGGAGUUUGCUCUCUCAAGUCGGGGACUGCAAGGGACUGAGUAUGCAGCAAGUUAUUAAACAGACUCAACACACAAGACCCAGAAUAGAUCUUCAGUUGUCCUUGUUUUAGUAUUCAGGGGUCAAGAGUUACACUAAUGGCUUGUUAAACCAAAAGUGCACUGUUUUGAAUACAAUCAAGCCAUAAUGUUAACAUGUUAUGAUUGAAAAAGCAACAUGUAAAUGCAAUAAUUUAAUUUGGAUUUUGUUGUGUCACAUCUUCUGCAAACACCAAAGCAGGCAAUGAUUUAAUUGCAAUAUAUAUAUAUAUAAGUAUGACUUACUAUCUUCUGCAGAACACAAAGACUUUUAGAAGAAUAUU
Molecule: messenger RNA, 3388 nt
Organism: Xyrauchen texanus (razorback sucker)
Lineage: Eukaryota; Metazoa; Chordata; Actinopteri; Cypriniformes; Catostomidae
Gene: ipo13a
Product: importin 13a
Exons: 20
Coding region: 151-3087 (978 amino acids)
Biological process (GO): protein import into nucleus
Cellular component (GO): cytoplasm; nuclear membrane
Molecular function (GO): small GTPase binding
Source: RefSeq, a predicted model, not a curated record